Mustela erminea (ermine) is the source of this 1283-nucleotide messenger RNA. Its product is annotated as EKC/KEOPS complex subunit LAGE3-like. Gene Ontology annotation, cellular component: EKC/KEOPS complex. The transcript is spliced from 3 exons. The record is from RefSeq and is a predicted model, not a curated record. NCBI's taxonomy places the organism in Eukaryota, Metazoa, Chordata, Mammalia, Carnivora, Mustelidae. Bases 567 to 1049 code for a protein of 160 amino acids.
CCGGCAGCUCCCCGGGCAGCUGACAGGGACUGUGGGAGGCGAGUCAAGGGCCCAGCAGGCUCCGCGGGGCCGGGGCGGGUCGGUGGGGUUGGCUGGGGUGGGGGGCGAUGGGGGCUGUUGGCGCAGGCGCUCCGGGCAGCCCGAGUCGCGUCGCGUACAAAGGCGCUGAGCUUUGCGAGGAAGCGCUCGCUGGCUCGGCAGCCAUGGGUCCUCCCAGGGCCCAAGGGUGCAAGGGCCCACUGGGCGGGCAGCGACCACAGGCCCGGCGGCCUCCCUAGGAGCCCGUUGGCGCAGGUGCCCUGGGGACGCGUCGGGCUCUGAGACGCAGGGCUUGUGGAGACAGCCGCGCUUUCCUGGCGGGCCGCCGCCGGGUCGGUUUGGCGGGAAGCGGCCACGCGCCCGGCACCCUAGUGCGCCCCGCCCCGCCCCGCCCCGAGACAGUGGCGUGUGCGCGGCGUGGGGGCGGGGCCUCGCGAAAGGCGGAGCUUUGGGAAGAAGCCCCAGUUCCUCAGAGGGGCGGGGCGGCGGGAGCGGCGUCCGGAAGGCGGGGGCGGGGCGCGGCGGCCAUGCUGGCGGCAGGCGCAGACGCAGGCGCGGGCGGCGGGGCGGGCGCUGCGGACGACGGCGCGGACGGCCAGGACCGUCGCGGUGGCCGGGGCGGCCCCGGCUUUCCCGGCGGCGCGGGCGAGGCCGCUGCUGCCGCCGCCGGCAGGGCUCGACCCGUCUCGCGCGCACGGCACGUCCCGGAGCCGGGCGGAGACGCCGCUGCCACGACUGGACGGCGGGAGACCCGAAGACACGGAUUUGCCCUCUGCGUGCCUUUUCCAUCCUGCUUGGAGGCGGAGAUCGCCUGUGGGUCCCUGGCCCCAGAUGCCGAGCCCCACAGAAAGGCUGUCGAGAAGCAGCUCACCGUGAGCGGCAGCGUCCUGGCCGUCCGCUGGAGAGCUGAGGAUCCUCGCCUCCUGCGAAUUUCCGUCCUCAACUUCCUGGACCACCUUUCCCUGGUGAUGCGGACCAUGCGGCGCUUUGGGCCCCCCAUUUCCCGCUAAGCCUGGGCUGGGGAGAGGAGCUGAAGUCGAUCGUGUCCCUCCCCGGGGACUGCGUCCUUCCCGGGACAGGAGUCCCUGUCUACCUGCUGCCCCUGUGUUAGGAGGGCCUAAUCCUCUGAGGCGGCCCCAGGGCACUCAGGGCCCCUUUGUUUUGUUUUGUUUUGUUUUGUUUGCUGCUUAAACGUUCCUUUGUUCGUCAGUCACUGCAGACAAUUAAACAGAGCUGAGCUGUGC